AUGGAGGCUGACUACUCAGAGAUGCUGGAGCAGUUCGUGCCAAUUAACGGAGUUGAAUCAGACUAUCGUGACAAUCCUGUUUUCACAUCGGCUGACUUCUACGAAAACUGUCAACAUCUCCCCUCCCUGUCGGUCGGAGUCACUCUGCUGCCAGGGGCUGGCCGAGACGGAAGAUCAGUGCUUAGGCUUGACUCCAACGUGGCUUUUGCAUUGGUGGGUUGGGAUCUUAAUUUGGCUUAUUGA
Molecule: messenger RNA, 243 nt
Organism: Protopolystoma xenopodis
Lineage: Eukaryota; Metazoa; Platyhelminthes; Monogenea; Polystomatidea; Polystomatidae
Source: the annotation of a GenBank genome assembly